Molecule: messenger RNA, 4572 nt
Organism: Trypanosoma brucei brucei TREU927
Lineage: Eukaryota; Euglenozoa; Kinetoplastea; Trypanosomatida; Trypanosomatidae
Exons: 1
Coding region: 1-4572 (1523 amino acids)
Biological process (GO): pseudouridine synthesis
Cellular component (GO): nucleus
Molecular function (GO): pseudouridine synthase activity; RNA binding
Source: RefSeq, a predicted model, not a curated record
AUGAAAAAGACGCUUUCAUGUCGGAGGCGGCUAAUUCUUGGAAUGAGCAUUGAAGAUGCACAAAGUAAGUUUGAUUCUCCCGAAUCCCGCGUAGCCCUGCGACUUGCUCAUGAGCGACAUAAUCAAGGGGUUUACCACGAGCUCAACCUCGCACAACGACUGCGUAAUAGGCUCCCAAGUGAGCGUAAGUACCAUUUAGUUCGUCACACGAAACCUAGCGUCAAAGGCUUCCAGGCUUAUAUUAAAUCCAGCCCAGACGACUACGUUGUGAAGGAGCUUUGGUAUGGAAAGAAGGCAACUUUACCGAAACUAGCGGGGGAUGUGGGCGCUGCCGCCGCCAUUACCAGCGGACAGAGUGUUGUGGACAGUAGCCCAAAUGUUAUUCCUUCUAUCAUUCAAGAGAAGGGGGUUGGCGGUCCUGUGCCUUGCGAUCCACUUUAUAAUGGUUAUUCAAACCCUAGUGGGGUUGGUGCUGUGGUGGAUAACCAAACUGGGCCUGUGUGUGGUGUUAAUUCAAGUGACGAAUGCGCGAGGGAUGAUACCAGCGCGGCCUCUGUGGAAGGCAGCAGCAUGAGUAGUCAGGCGUCGGUGGAAGCUUAUAUAGGACCUCAGCUUGGCGAGGAGAUGGACGCGUAUUCACGACACCGUACCAUAUUUAUGGCAGAAUUGAAACGGGUUGCAAAAACACUAAGUAACGAAGCAAAGCGGCAGCUCCUUAUACGACGUAGCAAAGGAGCCGCACCAUCUGCCAGGCAAAUGUCUGUUGUCGACCGACUAGUUGAGGAGGUACGGGAGGCAGAGGAAAAAGGUUACACAAGCCUCUCAUCCUCCUCGCAUUUGUUGGAGCCGCUGGGGCUCUCCCUUAACGUCUGCACAAAAAGGGACAAACGAGUGCUGGAGGCAUUCCGUAGUCCACUGCUUUGCGUUCCUGCGGAGGAGAACUACAUCUCCAUCUCACUAUGGGUUGCAGGCGCUCUCAUAGAGAAUAACGAACUAGCGACAGAGUUUCCAUACUACAUCGCGAAACAUGCGAGCCCUGAUUUGGAUGAGUGUGACGUCAUCACGUCGCCUAACAGUGUCCCGAGGGCGAGCAUAGACGUGUAUUUUUCUCUGGAACUGUACAAGCUGCAGCAAAGCAUAGGGGUUGAUGGUGUUUUGGCGCUUCGACGAUUUAUUGGUAGGGCAAUGAUACGUCAGCACGAUCCGUUGCCGACGACGCCGUCUAUUGCGUUUAACAUGCGAUUAAAGCAGCGCGAAUGUGGUGGGUUGUGCUCAGGGGAAUCUACACAAAUUCCUUGGUUGCAUGUAAUUAAGGCAAAGGUUGCCUCGAUAUCAGGCACGGUAUUGGAAGUUUCCUCCGACGACUCACCAUCUACUACUGUUAUGCGAGAGGCAAUAGGACAUGUUUGGAGGACAUGGGGGAACCUCGUAAAGGAUCUGCAUGUACACGGUGAUCUUGACUACCUCUAUGUUUCCGUGCGACCGGAGGUAGAUGUGCAAGUAGGAAUGCCACUGCUGGGGGAUUCGACCGGGGGAGUGCUUAACUGUAGUAAAGGGAAAGUAUUGUCAACGUCGACGUCGCUGGGGAAUUCCUCUCAACAGCUACUUCAGGGUCAGGAUGGUCAGGAUUGGAAGGGUCAAAAUGGUGGGUCGAACGGUGCUAAUUUGGGUAGGGCAAUUUCUGGAAAAGGAGGGAAAAACGGUUCCCUUUGGAAUGGUUUUAACUCUCGUAAAACACGAGCAACAAACGUCAUUCUGCCAACAGAUUUUGUUGUUGUUGAGUGUUUGCUUGAGAAAAGGGGGCUGCCUCAUCGUCUAGUUGUUGAAGACAUUACCGAAAGUCUUACGGAAAUGCAAAGACAAGCAAUGGAAGUGCAGCGCCUGGCUGUUAUUGAUGAGGCACAUCAACAAAGCCAGCAGUAUGUUACUGAGAAUGAGGAGGAUGAGUCAUGUGACGAAGGGAUUGCCCAAUUUCCCGUCGAUGUGCGUCCAGUUCUGUACGCGCCAACGAUAACGGUGUCUCACGCGGGUGUGAUCGACUCAGCAUCACACAGUUUCCAGCGGAUUCGUAUCCGUGGGAGUUGCCUCGCACACAUUGAGGCGCUUGCGAAGGCUUUGGGCAGCGGAGAACACUUCGUGGAACGUGAAGGAAUACACUUGUACGCAACCAAAACUAGUAGCCAGGGUACUUCUUUACCUCAGCUUCCACCAAACCUUCAUUUUUCCAGGACUCACGCGGAUGUCAAUGAACACGCAGCAACUAAGAGGCUGAUUGGUCAUCACGCUUCAUCUAGUCAUGCUGUAAUGGAGCAACGUGCAGCGAGUGGAUACUUUCAUCCUUACCAAACGCUGAAACCAAUGCAAUAUAUGAUCGCUGAUCACGACGAAAGGGAGUUUUGGCGGGAGCACUUUUAUAAACUAUCAGAUAUUACACUUGUAUUUCAUGAUCGUGUAUGUGCUGCAGACAUCAACAAUUCGCGUCAGUGGUCUUCUACGCUGAAGUCUCAGUUGCUAUCAAUCGGCCGGCAGCGUAGUGGACAGAUGGGACUGGAAGAUGAGUCGGACGACACCGCGGUGAAUGGACCGAAAGAUGAAGAAGGUGAUUCUGCUGGACGUGCGCGAAAGAAGAAACCGAAGAAAGGAAGAGGUAAGCGAGCAGCGCAGGGAGAUCUGGAAGACGUAGUCUCCACCAUGAGCCCUGAGAAGAUAUUUGAAUACCUAUGCUUUGACAUGGAGGUUACUAGUGCAUCGUAUGAUCUCCGUAUGGGAGAUAAUGACGGUUAUGAUUAUCGUGUAAAGCUGCGUCGAAUUCCGCAGAGCCACUUUCCACUUGUAAAACCAGCCAUGGUCUCUCUUCAGAAGCAUGGUUUCAUCAAUUACUUUGGACCGCAGCGAUUUUCUUCAUACACCAGAUAUAACAUGCAUCCCGGCUUGCACCUGCUGAAAGGCGAGUUUCACGCCGCAGCCAGUAUCAUCGUACAGCAAUUCUACAUGGACUCUGACCUUGCAGCUGAGAAGAGACGAAACGGUCACACCAUCGAGAAGAUGUACAGCUCGAAGGGAGCAGGGUUCCGGUUGCCGGAUAUAGAUCGCUCGUUUGGUGGCAGACGGUCCGUUACUGAAAAUGGAUCCGCUCUGCAAUCUGUUCUCAGCAAUGCACUCCAGGCAUCGUCACUUCUUGGGCUAAAUGAAAAUUCGGCUGAAAUGGAAAGUUAUAGCUCCUCACCAAAAGACCAGCAGAUCAUGAACGUAACUAAUGGUGCUUCGGUGUUAGACCCCUGUGGGGAAGCGUUUCUACGCGUUGUUGGACCCAAAGCAUGUUCCAUGCUCGUGCAUGAGUUCCUUGCCUUCCUCUGGAAUGACAUCGUCAAUCAGAGGUUGCAGCGGUACGGCACAUUCGCCAUUCUCCCCGGCGAUCUCGUGCGCUUAAAUCCAUUAGCAUCGCCCCACUCGAAUGAAUUCGGCCGCGUUGUAUAUGCUUCAAAGAACAGCAUUGAGAAGGGUAAAUACACGUGCUAUGACGUAGUCCUACCGGUCCCUGGUGCCGGUGUUGAGCUUCCUGAUAAUCACACAGCUGACCUAUACGUUGUUACACUGAAGCGCAUGGGCAUUCUGUUUAACCCUGAGUCCAAACAGUGGGAUAUUUUCCGAUCGCGAAGCAACUUUGGUAACGAUGGUGCUUUACAUGACGGUGAAGCGGCCUUUGCAUCGUCACCAUACAACCGUUUUUCAACUUCUUUUGCCCUCAUGGAGGAGGAAUUGGGCGGCGAAACAAGCGUGAUGAAUUUUGCACACGAAAGCCAGGUAGGCGAGGAGGGGGAUGCCGGCGGUAUGGUAACAGAAGGAGUUUUGUCGGACGGUCGAGGGCUCCGGCGCGACUUACGACAUGAGGGAAACAUGGGUAAUCUUCUGGGAGUAAAUAUAUGGUGCUCCUACAGGCAUAUGCUCGUCAACCCGUCCUCGCAACUACGCUGGAGAUUUCAGUCAGGUCGCACCGGUGAUCCAUACCAGCGAUGGGCAUUCGGAGUUCGUAACACCUUCAUGGGAAGGGAGACCAAUGUUUCGUCCCUCUCUGGGGCUUUGUUGGAUAAGGGCACUCUCGGUCGCAGUGCUGAGCAACCUCAGCAGCAACUGUUACUUUUAGGAAAUGGCGCACCAGGGAGGUCAGGGAAGGACUCCAGGGGAGGAAAAAGACGAGCGCGUACAUUACCGGCUGCACCGUACUGGUUGCCGGAAAAGAAUAAUGGUUGUCUCGAGUUGUCCUUCCAACUCCCCUCUAGCGUCUACCCCAGCAUGUUGUUGCGGGAGGUAACAAAAAGUGACGUUAAUAGCCCUGACGUGGUAGAUCUCGACCGCCCGCUGAUUGACACGCGCGCGGAGUCGUGGAACGGACUUACGGCGGACCAGCAGCAAACAUACAGACGAUACCUGGCUAAGAAGCGGCAAAAGCUGUUUACAGAGGCACCACGAGCUAUCAAUAUAGCACUUCUGCAUCAGCACAUCUUCCGUAGUGGCGGCAUGAGGCGAGGCCUAAUACCCUCCAUGCGUGGCUAUGAUAAUGUCUCGAAAUGA